UGUAGUUUCUAUCCUAAGGAUUUGAAAGUGAGUGUUUACAAUUUUUUGUUGAAAUUUUUGUUUUUCGGCGUUGUUUGCUUAGUAUAGCAAUGGGUUUAGCGAUAUCCCGGCUAGUGAGAAUGAUGUUUGCCAAGAAAGAGAUGAGGAUCUUGAUGGUUGGUCUUGAUGCCGCUGGCAAAACUACCAUCUUAUACAAGUUAAAACUUGGAGAGAUCGUUACCACCAUCCCCACCAUAGGAUUUAACGUGGAGACUGUGGAAUACAAAAACGUGAGCUUCACGGUAUGGGAUGUGGGUGGACAAGAUAAGAUCCGGCCUCUGUGGAGGCACUACUUUCAGAACACGCAGGGCCUAAUAUUUGUGGUGGAUAGUAAUGACAGGGAUAGAAUUGGAGAAGCCAGAGAUGAGCUCCAUCGCAUGCUUAACGAGGAAGAACUGCGUGAUGCAACCGUUCUUAUUUUCGCGAAUAAGCAAGAUCUUCCAAAUGCCAUGCUCGUCGCAGAAAUCACCGAUAAACUUGGCCUCCACUCCCUCCGACUACGCCGAUGGUAUAUACAGAGUACUUGUGCAACCUCAGGGCAAGGGCUUUAUGAAGGUCUUGAUUGGUUAUCCAAUAAUAUCUCAACCAAGGGGUAGAGAUGGAUGGUCAACAACUGUUCUAUUCGACCUAAUGCAAGCCCCACCUUCCUAUCAUGGCUCUAUCAAAGUUAUGCUCACUACAAGGAUUGUUUAUUUGUUUAUCACAAAAAAAAAAAGUGUGUUUUCAUUGGUGCAAAAGAACACGGGUGUCAAUCUUUAACUGUAAAGUUUUAAUUAGGUUGUUUGCAAUAUUUGCUGUUUGUAAAAGUUUAAGUUGCGAUGGAAAAACUCUUUUUUGAUUGAAUUACAAGUUAUCAAUAAUAUUUUUGAGACAAACUAUUAUCGAAAA
Messenger RNA from Ipomoea triloba (trilobed morning glory), 927 nucleotides. Its product is annotated as ADP-ribosylation factor 1-like. The record is from RefSeq and is a predicted model, not a curated record. Gene Ontology annotation, biological process: intracellular protein transport; vesicle-mediated transport. Gene Ontology annotation, cellular component: cytoplasm. The coding region runs from base 90 to 635 and encodes 181 amino acids. Lineage: Eukaryota; Viridiplantae; Streptophyta; Magnoliopsida; Solanales; Convolvulaceae. Gene Ontology annotation, molecular function: GTPase activity; GTP binding. The transcript is spliced from 6 exons.